GAUUCUUGUCUAGUUGAUUCGAAAACUGAGAGUUGAUAUUGCUUAUCAGCGGUUAGAAAAUGGGAAAGAGCCGAGUGAUGUUGCCGGCGAACGAAGUUGACCUUGCGGAAAUCAAGUAUGAAACCGAGGCUAUUCAAGCUCCACAUUUGACUGGAACAACUCUCAAGUUGUUCGUCAGGUUGAUUGAAAUGCCAGCUAUUGGUCCUCUGAUCAUAUCGCAUAUAAAGAAGCAAAAUAGAACUGAUGAGAUUUUGAAGAAAAGUGUGAUGCCGGAGAUACCUAUGUUUAAACCUGAAUUUCCUCCUCAAGAACCAGAGCCCAGUGUUAUUGCUCUAGAAGAAGAUGGGAAGCCUGAAGAUCGAGUUGGAUUAGGCUUCAAGUGUCUCAAACACUAUGAUGCUGCUACCUGUUGGGUGGAUCACACCAAUAUAUCAUUCCGUUACUGGACUAUACGCGACUAUGCAUAUGCCUAUAGGUCUAAGUUUACUACUCCAUCUAUGGUUGCUGAGCGUAUCAUAUCAGUAAUGGAAGAGUUUGCCAACAAUGAGCCUCCAAUGCCCAUGUUAAUCUCUUUUGAUCCUGAAGAAGUAAGAAAGCAAGCAACUGCUUCUACACUAAGGUUUAAGGAAGGAAAUCCAUUAUCAAUCUUGGAUGGAAUUUUCAUGACCAUUAAGGAUGAUAUAGAUUGUUUACCUCAUCCAUCAAAGGGAGGCACGACAUGGUUUCAUGCAGUGCGUCCUGUUAAGAAGGAUGCAGUUUCUGUUUCAAGAUUGCGCAGCUGUGGUGUGGUUUUUGUGGGGAAAGGAAACAUGCACGAGCUAGGUUUGGGAACAACUGGGAAUAAUUCAAAUCAUGGAACAACUAGAAAUCCACAUGCUCCAGAGAGGUAUACAGGUGGAUCUUCUUCAGGUCCUGCAGCAAUUGUUGCUGCUGGCAUUUGUUCAGCUGCACUAGGAACAGAUGGAGGAGGUUCUGUUCGUAUUCCUUCUUCUCUCUGUGGUGUGGUGGGAUUGAAGACUACUUAUGGACGGACAGACAUGAAUGGGGCCUUGUGUGAUGCUGGAACAGUGGAGAUUAUAGGACCAAUUGCAUCAAAUGUUGAAGAUGUCAUUCUUGUGUAUUCAGCGAUACUUGGUUCCUCUCCUGCAGAUAGAAUCAGUUUGAAACCGUCCCCUCCAUGUUUGCCCGAUUUAUCGUCAAGUGAGAACAUAGAUGUUCUGGCUUCAAUAAAAUUAGGGAAGUACACCAAGUGGUUUAAUGAUGUUUUUUCUCCUGAAAUCUCUGAAAAAUGUGACAGAGUUCUUCAGGUGCUUAUAGAAAAGUAUGGUUGCAAAAUGAUGGAAAUCGUAGUACCUGAGCUGGAUGAGAUGCGCACUGCUCAUAUGGUGUCUAUAGGCUCUGAAUCACUUUGCUCCCUCGUUCCCCAUUGCAAUGAUGGGAAUGAUGUGAAACUUAGUUAUGAUACUCGCACUAAUCUGGCCCUUUUCCAGUCAUUCACAGCUUCUGACUAUGUUGCUGCCCAGCGCAUCAGGCGAAGGCUGAUGUACUAUCACACAGAGAUAUUCAACAAAGUGGAUGUCAUUGUGACCCCAACAACUGGUAUGACGGCGCCAGUAAUACCAUCUGAUGCUCUUAAAUAUGGAGAGACUAAUUUGCAGGUCACAGGUAAUCUUAUGCGAUUUGUUAUAACAGCAAAUCUUCUUGGAUUUCCAGCCAUAUCUGUCCCUGUUGGAUAUGAUAAGCAAGGACUGCCAAUAGGUCUACAAUUCAUAGGUCGCCCUUGGGCCGAAGCUACAAUUCUGCGUUUGGCUGCUGCAGUUGAGGAGCUCAAUCUGGAGCCUAAGAAGAAACCUAAAAUCUUUUAUGACAUUUUAAAGAGGACCAGCUGAUUUCUUAUUGGAAUGAAGAAAUGAGUAGCUAGGGAGACUAACCAUGUCAUUCGAUCGAUCGGAUGCAAUUUCUUAAUAAAAAAAUUAAAAGGUUUACUUGUUUGUUUAAGGAUCUCAAAUUCAUUUUAUUGUUGUGUUAUAAAAUGAGUGUAACUUAUGGUGUGUUAUAAACUUGCAUUGAAAUAAAAUACAAAUGUGUGUAAUUUAUGGUGUGUUAUAAAAUGGGUGUAACUUAUGGUGUGUUAUAUAAUGGGUGUAACUUAUGGUGUGUUAUAAGCUUGCAUUGAAAUAAAAUAGAAAUGGGUGUAGUUUAUGGGGUGUUAUAAAUGAAGAUUAUCGUUGUUUG
Molecule: messenger RNA, 2235 nt
Organism: Impatiens glandulifera
Lineage: Eukaryota; Viridiplantae; Streptophyta; Magnoliopsida; Ericales; Balsaminaceae
Product: fatty acid amide hydrolase-like
Exons: 20
Coding region: 60-1889 (609 amino acids)
Biological process (GO): N-acylethanolamine metabolic process
Cellular component (GO): membrane
Molecular function (GO): N-(long-chain-acyl)ethanolamine deacylase activity
Source: RefSeq, a predicted model, not a curated record